AUGUUGGCAUUCGUACCCUGCGCAAGGAUUGUCACAAACAGUGUACACGACACGGUUAUUGAAAGCAGUAACAGUAUAGACGACCUGCUGGCACCAUUUAGAAGAAAUGUCACUUCUUCUCCUCAGCUGACAACCUCUGCAGUAAUGCCAGAAAACGCUUCUUCACAACUUCCUUUUGCAAAGAUAAACUGGCCUAGCAAGGAGAUUUGGAACAGAGAUAUCAAUGCUGCCAUUAAUAUGAGACGCAUUCUUAUGGCGUAUAUCAGCUCUGGGUUACCAGAUCGAGUCAAGACCGGCUUCCCUGCAACGAAGAGCACAAGCUGCGCUUGA
Molecule: messenger RNA, 330 nt
Organism: Radiomyces spectabilis
Lineage: Eukaryota; Fungi; Mucoromycota; Mucoromycetes; Mucorales; Radiomycetaceae
Exons: 4
Coding region: 1-330 (109 amino acids)
Source: RefSeq, a predicted model, not a curated record